Messenger RNA from Exaiptasia diaphana, 4918 nucleotides. Its product is annotated as ankyrin repeat domain-containing protein 50. The record is from RefSeq and is a predicted model, not a curated record. NCBI's taxonomy places the organism in Eukaryota, Metazoa, Cnidaria, Anthozoa, Actiniaria, Aiptasiidae. Gene Ontology annotation, molecular function: protein binding; aspartic-type endopeptidase activity. Gene Ontology annotation, biological process: proteolysis. Gene Ontology annotation, cellular component: cytoplasm; nucleus.
CUAUUACAAUCACUGGUGUUGUAAAGCAAGUGACUGCUGCUGGGACAGUCUUGGUAUGGGCUGGUGGUAGUGCUUAUAUCUUACACCGAUACCAAGACGAUCCUGACACGAUGAUACGGCUCCUGCACAGUGCCAUUUUUCCAAGUGGUUUGAUUACCGGWGCAGUUGUACGUGAGCUACUACAAGGCUCCUUUAAAAUCCUUAUAGAGAUUCAAACACUUGAAGAUUUAGAGCAUGUAUGGAAAAGCUACGAAACAGGAGUUUUAAAAAACAAUCUUGAGGACGUGUUCAUCAAUCAAGACCUCAUUAACAGUGCUCCCGAAGAUAMUACAAAAAUUGAACUUUCUAUUGUUAUAAAUGAGGACGAAUACCACGAGGCAUCUCGUCGCCUAAUGGAUGAAAAGAUGCACCUUCCAGAACAAUCGCUUCCAAGUUAUCAUCCCGAAAAUACAACAAUCUCAUCGAAGAGAGCAUCAAAUACAGUUGUUACUUUAAACGAUAGAACUGGAAAAUCAUCGCCCAUCGUUUAUGAGGCUGAAAAAUUAAGCUGGCCUGCAAUUAUCUGGCUGUUCACUGAAGGAAAACCUUUACCAGUUACCACUGGUAAAAUAGAAAUUAGCAUAAAUGAUCCCGUGACCGCUUUAGCUGUCGCACUCAUAGACACUAAUGGAGAUAUAAAUGUUACUGACAUGUCAGGAAAAACACCGUUGAUGAAUGCUGCAAUCGAAGGGAAAGAAGAAGUUGUUGAAGCACUUUUAGAUUCUGGAGCCGAUCCAAGUAUGGUUGAUCCGAGAGGAAAAUCAGUAGUGGAGUACUACGCAAAGAAAAGAAAAAAGUUUUUUGGAAGCAUUACAACCACAUACGGUAAAAAAAAGAUAAAAAAAGAGUUAGACAGACUUUUCAAAAGUCUGAGAAAUUUUGCCGAAAAUGAAGGAGACGUAGAAAAUGACGGAGUCGUAGAAAGACUUCUUGCUGCUGGUGUAGACGUGAAUCUUGCCGAUAGCAAUGGCGAAACAGCACUGAUUUGGGCUGUAAGAGAAAGCAAUGACAAAAUCGUCGACGAUCUGAUAAAAACUGGAGCAGAUGUCAAUACAAAAGACAAAGAUCAGAGAUCACCAUUGAUGAUUGCUGUCGAGAAUAACAAACACUACAUCACAGAAAGACUUCUUGAUGCUGGCGGAGACGUAAAUCUUGUCGAUAGAAACGGCGAAACUGCACUUACCUUGGCUAUCAAAAAAGGUUACGAAAAAAGUGUCAAUGCUCUGAUACUCGCUGGUGCAGAUAUAAAUGCUAAAGAUAAAUACGAACAAACCCCACUGAUAAGUGCUGUCGAAAAUAACAACGAAAACAUCGCAGAAAUACUUCUGGAUGCUGGUGCAGAUCCUUUUGCAAUAGCCAAUGUGCGCGGCAGACAUCUUGGAUUAUMCAUGAGCGACGAGAAAAACGUAAACAAGUACUCAGUCUCCCAGGAUACAUUGCGCGCUCAAAAUCCAAGAUGUCUGCCGCGCACAUUGGCUAUUGAUUGCAAAGCUUUAGGUGCAGCACUUCUGUGGGCUGCCAAAAAAGGACGAGAUCAAAUGGUAAAUGAGGUAAUAAAAGCCGGUCAGGAUGUUAACAUCAAAGACAAGUCUCAGAUUUCACCAUUGAUGCAUGCUGUUCAAAACAUCAAAGAAAAAACAGCUGAAGUACUGAUAAAUGCAGGCGCAGAUGUGAAUAAAAAAGACAAAGACCAGAGAUCACCAUUGAUGAUUGCUGUCGAGAAUAACGAAGACGACAUCACGGAAAGACUUCUUGAUGCUGGUGCAGACGUAAAUCUUGCCGAUAACAACGGCAAAACAGCGCUGAUUUUGACUAUCAAAAAAGGAAAAGGGGAUAUUGUUAAUUCUCUGAUAAAAGCUGGUGCAGAUGUAAAUGCUAAAGAUAAAGACCAGAGAUCACCAUUGAUGAUUGCUGUCGAGAAUAACGAACACUACAUCACAGAAAGACUUCUUGAUGCUGGCGGAGACGUAAAUCUUGUCGAUAGCAACGGCGAAACUGCACUUACCUUGGCUAUCAAAAAAGGUGACGAAAAAUUUGUCAAUGCUUUGAUACGAGCUGAUGCAGUUGUUAAUGUAAAAGAUAAAUGCCAACGAAUCCCAUUGAUAAUUGCUGUCGAAAAUAACAAAGAAACCAUUGCAGAAACACUUCUUGACGCUGGUGCAGAUCCUAUUGCCACUGAUAGUAAAGCAGUUUUAGGUGCAGCACUUGUGUGGGCUGCCAAAAAGGGACGAGAUCAAAUGGUAAAUGAGGUAAUAAAAGCCGGUCAGGAUGUUAACAUCAAAGACAAGUCUCAGAUUUCACCAUUGAUGCAUGCUGUUCAGAACAUCAAAGAAAAAACAGCUGAAAUACUGAUAAAUGCAGGCGCAGAUGUGAAUGUCCUCGAUGACCAAGGACGAACUCCAUUGAUUUGGGGCUACAAUAUAUGGAAUCGAGAAAACUGUUAUUUCCUUGAUCAAUGCUGGUGAGAUGUUAAUGCCCAAAACAGAUACCAGAGAACGCCGUUGAUGCUUGCUAUCUUAAAUAGCAGAGAUGCCAUUGCAGAGAUGCUGAUAGAUACCGGACGUGUAGAAGUAGAUGCGGCGGAUGACGAGGGACAAACAGCUCUGAUAUGGGCCGCAAAGAAUGGGAACGAGAAAAUUGUCCAGACUUUGGUCAAAGCCGGUGCUAAUGUGAAUCACAAAGACAAUUCCCAUAAAACACCACUGAUGCAUGCUCAACAGACAAAGAAUGAAUUGAUUGCUGAGCAACUGAUUGCCGCUGGUGCAAUGUAAAUGAUGUCCAUGACAAUCGACAAACAGCACUGAAAAAACGGAAUCAGAAAUGUAUCCAUAUUUUGGUAAAGGCCAGCGCUAGUUUUAAAGCUAAAUAUUAGUACUGUAUGCUAUUCAAUUACAAAAAUAGGAAAGAAACUAGGCAUAGAGAAGUUAAGACCAGGCGUCUUUUAAAAUAAUUUACUUGCGGAGGAAGAACGUGCAUUACUUAGGAGCAUGUCGAGAGAACUGUAAUUUGUGUCAAGCAGAAAUGGCCACUAGAGGCUGUGAAACUCUUUCAUAAGCAUGGUAUUGGCUAUGUGAACAAGUGAUUUAAAGCUUGCAAUUCUUCCUUGGGUACGACCAACUUCAGGACUCGCGUUGAAAGAGAGUCCAGUAUAACUUGCAUGCGCAUGUCAGCUUUGUUUGAGGUUACAAUUCUCUGUACAAUAUGGCGCGCAAUGGACGGAAAGACUGAUGGAAUGUUGUUUGCAUCUGUGAUUAUUAUUGUCCAUGGCACCUUGAAAAGUUGUAUUUUAUUUAUGUCCCUCCAUUUUAAAGGUUAGAAUCGUCUUAUUACUGUCAGAUAUAAGUUGAGAGCCGGUUUCAAGUCAACAAUAUCUCUCGUUCAUCACUAGUUUCAUGUUAAAAUGAUUGUAGGCAUUUCUACGGGAACAUGAAAUCGAAAACGGGAAUAAAUCUACUGUCAUGACAUGAAAAAGUCUUUUUUUCUGUCGAAAACUAGUAGGUUGGUUUUAAUGCGAUUUCAAUAGAAUAUUGGAAUGACGUGUGAUGUCAAUAGAGCAUGCUCGGAACGUUUCGCUUGCGUAGUGACUUUUUUUGACCAAAAUUUCCUGAUUUUUCGCUCAUAAUGCAUCAAAAUACAAUAACAAGGCUGUAAAACAGUAUAAGAGAAAUAUAAGUUAAGGCCUGUACUAGUUCCAGUGAAAUUUUUGGAAUAGGCUGGUCCGCCGAGCGAUUCAACUUGUUUCGCUUUUGAUAGCAAAACAAGAUUGCUUAUUACAAGUAAGUCUACAACUAACAUGAAAACCUGCAUGGAUGGUUAUACUAAUUUAACAAUAGAGCAGUUGAAUAAAAAGAAUGUUGAGUUCAUUACAUAAAGAUAAUCAUCCACUAUAAAAAUUCUAAAUAAGGUACCUGUUUAAUUAUUGUCUUGCACACCUAGUAAUAAUAUGUGUACUAGGUAAUAGAACUACAUACAGUCCAAUAAAGAAAUAAAUCCGUCCAGUGACUGUCAAAAUUGCCCUAUUUUACGCAAUCUCUUCUUUCUAUUCUUGGGCUUCCUGUCUUCCUCGCAUGACGCAAUGUCAAUCAUAACAAUUUCUACGAAUUCAUUUGCAUAAAGGAAACAAUAGGGUUGACUGAGUCGUCUGAGUAUUUUGAAAGUAACAAACUCAAUACUCAAUACUACUCAAAAAGAUGCUUCUACUGCACCUUAUUCAUGUGAAAGAGGACAUUACUGUUUAGAGGUUACAAUGCCAUCGGAGAAAGGAACGUAAAUCAGAGUAACCAAGCGAUGCGAUGGAUGAUCUUCCAUGAUAAACUACGAAACAGGAGAUUUAAAAAACAAUAUUGAGGACGUGUUCAUCACUCAAGACCUCAUUAACAGUGCUCCCGAAGAUACUACAAAAAUUGGACUUUUUAUUGUUAUAAAUGAGGACGAAUACCAGGUAUUUUAAGGCGACCGCACCUGCACCACACUCAAAAGUUUGCAUUCAAGAAAAAUUUGAUUUCUCUCUACAAAAAAAUAAAUAAAAAAAUAAUAUAAAUAAAAAUAAUAUUCUCCAUCUCUACUUAGCGAAUUGACAAACUUCCCUUUGUCAGCUCGUCACGUUUGUAUUACUACAUAGUCUAACAAUGAUUAAAGUUUAAUAUAGUAUGCCACCUCACUGGUUGCUAAUGCUGUUUAAGAGCAAUGGGACUGACAAUGACGAUGAAAUGAGGUUCAGGUUUUCCUACGAGCUUCAGAAAAAUAACAAUAUAGGCUUCGAUAUAAUACUGUCAAUUGUUACUAGACAAACAAAAUCGCAAAAAAAAGAAAAAAAAAAAAAAUACUAAACGCCUUUUAAAAAGAGCAACACAGGUCAUCACAUCAAUCCACUAACAGU